GGAGAACGACAUCAGUCCACUUCACUUCACUUGCCGUACCUUGUUCUUUGAUUCCCGACUUUGCUGCUGCUGAUGCUGCUGCUGCAACUACGACUACCACUGCUGCGUCUGUUGUUGUUGGCGCAGCUGUGGCUUCUUCUCAGUGCUUGCACAGGAGGUCGUGAUCUUAAAUUGGGCGACAUGAGCCUCCAGUGAGACAGUGCACAGCUGCCACAUCUGCAAGGUUACAACCCCUGUGCUCAAUCAGCAGCCAGAAGGGAGGGCGAAGGGAUUGAAGGGAUUGAUUGAAGCAAGCAUCGCUUGCGUCGGGGAUCAAUUUCUCGCUCGCUGUUUGGCGGGUUGGAAAGAGGCGGACAGAAGAGGAGAGAGAGAGAGAGAGAGGAGUGCAGAGCAGAGUAGAGUGCUGGGACAGGAGGAAGUAGGAGGAGGAGGAGCAGGAGGAUUGAUCGAUUGAGUGGAGUGAUCAUGAAAUCGUAGAUCUGGGUUUUGUGGGGCGGUGGCAUCGAGUCGGUGGGUGAUGGUCCAAGCGGGGAUUGCAGUUCUGUAAGGUGGCGGUGGUGCAGGAAAGGAAAGCAGGGCGGGCAUGGCAUGGCAGUGAAGGGGAGGAAUCUGUAGUUGUGGCCUCGGGGGGACGGUUGUCGAAGAACGAAAGGAAGGAAGGAAGGAAGAAACAAAGAUAGAAAGAGUGAACGUGUGCGAAGAGGUUACUGCGGAAGGCGUGCAGAUUUGGAACACGCAGCAGUAGUAGGAGCGAGCGAGGGAGAGAGGAAGUUGGGUUGUUCCGGGAGCAAGGAGGCACUGACUGCCCUGUUCUAUUGCGGGACCAGCAACCAACGCGGCUGCAAGAGUGCCACAUUGAGCGAGUUAGCGAGUCGUUAUCAUCUCGUCAGCUAGACCAUUGAAUCUACAUAAGAUUUAUUUGCCCUUUCGUUCGGCAUGUCAUACGAGGACGAUGAUUCUUUUGAGCACACACUUCUCGUAGUGAGAGAAGUGUCUGUGUACAAAAUCCCGUUAAGAAGCUCCAGCGGGGGUUACAAAUGUGCAGAGUGGCUGCAAUCGGAUAAAAUAUGGACCGGGAGAUUGAAAGUUCUUUCCCUGAAGGACAAAUGCGAGGUUAGAUUGGAAGAUUCGAACACAGGAGAACUGUUUGCGGCCUGCCCCGUUCUUCCUGGAAAACGGGAUGUCACUGUCGAGAGUGUAACAGACUCGUCCCGUUACUUUGUCCUCAGAAUUGAUGAUGGCAGAGGGAAACAUGCUUUCAUCGGUCUUGGAUUCGCCGAAAGAAACGAGGCUUUCGACUUCAACGUGGCUUUGUCAGAUCAUGAGAAGUAUGCCAAAAGGGAGUUAGAGAAAGAUGAGGACUCUCUCAACCAGGACGGUCGAAAUGCCUCAACUCCUGCUCUAGAUCUGCGUUUGAAGGAAGGAGAAACCAUCCGGAUAAAUGUGAAAACCCUUAAGCAGCCUGCUUCAGGGUCAGGGAUGCUGUCAGGCACACCAGUUCCAUCUCCAGUUCCCAAGUCUAUGAAAGGUGCUCUUGCACCUCCUCCUGGUGGUGGAAGAAUCCGAUCACCUCUGCCUCCACCACCAAACGAUACUAGGCCAAUAAGAAGUCCCCAUCAACCCUAUGUUCUGAGUACUACAUCAAAAGCUCAUGCACAAGACAAGGCGUCCGAGCGUUCUGGUGGUGAUUCUUUGUCAGAUAUGUCUGCCCUCAAGGUGAAUUUGCCAUCAUCAACAAGAUCUAGUUCCGCAAGCGCGAGUUCUGGUUGGGCAGCAUUCUAGUGCAUGGGUUAAGAUUCGUGAACCAUUUGUUCUGCCAUCGUGAAAGAAGAACUGGCAAUUGGAAUAUCAUCUAAUUGCAAUUAGAGAACGAGGUCAACUAAAUGAUUAACUUUCUAGUAUUCACGGUAGUGAAUUUCAUUUAUUAGUACUUCCCCUCUUGUCAUGUGAGGGGUCGACCAUUGCAUGCCCGAAGUUUUUUUUUCUACUAAAGAUUUUCUUCACCUUGAAAUAUAUAUAUCGAAAAAAAAAUUCAUCG
Molecule: messenger RNA, 2038 nt
Organism: Marchantia polymorpha subsp. ruderalis
Lineage: Eukaryota; Viridiplantae; Streptophyta; Marchantiopsida; Marchantiales; Marchantiaceae
Source: the annotation of a GenBank genome assembly